Messenger RNA from Conger conger (European conger), 2635 nucleotides. Its product is annotated as interleukin-2 receptor subunit beta-like. Gene Ontology annotation, molecular function: cytokine receptor activity; protein binding. Gene Ontology annotation, biological process: cytokine-mediated signaling pathway; immunoglobulin mediated immune response. The coding region runs from base 205 to 1779 and encodes 524 amino acids. Lineage: Eukaryota; Metazoa; Chordata; Actinopteri; Anguilliformes; Congridae. The record is from RefSeq and is a predicted model, not a curated record. The transcript has 11 exons. Gene Ontology annotation, cellular component: membrane; external side of plasma membrane.
GUGACAGAGAGCUGAAUUACACUGUAAUAAUCCUGUGGACAAAAUCUACUUUUCACUGUAAUUUAGACUGAUGGCCGAUGGUGAAAACGAGAGAACUGAAAUAAGAUGAACUACCAACCAGAGAAAAUAAGGCUUUUCAGAGGCAAUCAAAUGGUUGAAAUGGAGGAUUGACAAGUUAACAAGAAUGAGCAUGUAAAAGCAGCCAUGGUGCCUCUAUGGUUUCCUCUGUUCCUGCUCUUCCUUUCUCCUCUCCACUCUAGUCACACCCACCAAGAUCUAAGAUGUCUCAAUGAUUACAUAAACAAAGUCACCUGUGUCUGGGACAGUAGAGGGACUUUACCAGAUACAGUCUGCAUUCUACAUGGUACUUUUGGAAAGUCGCCACGUUUAAGGAAGGAAAGCUGUGACCUGAAGCCUCUGAAUGAGCAGAAUCCAGCUCUACGAGGGUGCCCCCUUGUUUUUACGAAACGGAAAAUUGGACUGUAUUCUACAAUUGAAUUGCAUGUCUCCUGUGAGAACAUGACCAGCCCUGUGGCUCAGAUACAGGACUAUAAAGCACUCCAACACAUACGAUUGAACCCACCCGAUGCACUAAACGUCACCAAUUACACCAUCUCCUGGGAUCGGACUUCCCAGGAAGGGAUAAGUCAUUUGAAAUUCCAGCUGCAGUUCAAGCAGGAAGAGCAAAGCUGGGAGGAUGUGAAUGUAAAGACCGUCGUCAUACAGGACCAAAUGAAGCAACUACAACUCCCCCAUGAGGACCUUGAGGUGGGGAGGAGCUAUCAGGUCAGGGUUCGAGUAGAUGUGCACCCCAAGAGCAAAGGUUACGCUUCGGAGUGGAGCCGCUGGUCCCCUGUCAAGACCUGGAGGUCAGAGGUCGGGAGGGAACCUCCACAGCCCACAGGGGUGGAAAAAUGGCUGAUUGGCUGUGGGGCUGCACUACUGGUUGUGCUGGUGGCCCUCAGCAUGACAUUUCCCAUUAGAUACAUCCGGGUCGACAAGGCGAUCUUAAAACCGGUCCCGACUCCCGCAAAGUAUUUUGAUGUCCUCAAUUCAACUCACGGCGGAAAUUUCCAGAAGUGGCUAGGUCCUGUGAUGCCUGCCCAAUACUUUGACGUCCCCCAGCAUUCCGUCGUCUCCCAAGUGGAUCUCAUCAGCGCAGAGGACAGCACUGCCCUCUUCAGGAAGGAGGGCGGCACUGCGCCCGAGGAGCAGGAUGUCAGCGGCCAGUCGCCGAGCUUCUCCAACCUCAGCUACUUCUACUCCAGCUACCCCCGGCAGGUGGACACGCUCCCCCCUGCGUGCUCCAGCGGCCAGCCUGCCCAGGGCCCUGCUGAGCCAGGGAAGGACGGGCGGGCUGAGGUGGCCAGGGCCGGCUCAAUCCGGAUCGUCUCUUCCUACGAGUGCCUGCAGAAACUCAUUGCUCGACGAGGGCAGCCCAUGCACCAGGACUCAGGCAUCAGCGUGGGGUCCGAGGACCAGGACACCGGAGAUGACGAAGGGGAUGGGGAAGCAGAGGAUGAAGGGGACGAUGUGCAGAAUGACGCGGUUCUCCCCUCUGACCCUUCAGUCUUCCACCCUUUUCUCUUCCCUUUCGGGAAGUCUCCUUUCCAGGAGCCUUACCCCCAGCACCUGUCUGCGUUCCCCCACUUCCCCUUCCCUUUGCCCCACACAGGAGCAGGGGGUUUAAUAGAGCCCUGCAGUGAUGAAUAUAUGCCAGUGAAGAACAUUCACAGCAGCUCACCUGACAAGUCCCCUGAAGGCAUCACACCAACAUGAGGGCUGACAAACUCAGAAUGCACAAUCGUCCUGGACUCUCAGUGUGUCAAACCUAUUUGCAAGACAGAAUACAAAAAAGGCAGCUAUUAGUGAUAGUGCUUGGCCAACCGUGCAUUCCUGGUGUACAAUCCAGCUAUCAGCAGCUUGAAAUGCCCGCUACCAGCUGUUUCAAAGCCUACCUUGAGCAGUUUUUUUUUUCAGCAGGAAUGUGAGCACUUGCUAGAUUAAAAAGUCACAUUUAGAUUUCUGGGCAUAGUUCUUAAUUUAAAAUGUUUUAUUGCAGAAGAAUAUGACAGAAGUGUGUGUAGUGUUACAUGGAAACAGUUUUGCAGAAAGUAAAGGUCCCAUAGCGUAGUGGGUGGCCUGUAGCGUAGUGGUUAAGGUACAUGACUGGGACCUGCAAGAUCGAUGGUUUGAUCCCCGGUGUGGCCACAAUAAGAUCUGCACAGCAGUUGGGCCCUUGAGCAAGGCGCUUAACCCUGCAUUGCUCCAGGGGAGGAUUGUCUCCUGCUUAGUCUAAUCAACUGUACAUUGCUCUGGAUAAGAGCGUCUGCCAAAUGGCAAUAAUGUAAAUGUAAUGUAACAUAUGAGGACCCAAAAUAAAACAAUGGAAAGGUGUAAAAUAUGAGACCUCUUUAAAGAUGUAGUGUAGUAUCUGUUAUCAGUGUGUGUGUGUGUGUGUGGGCAUGCUUUUGCGUGUGUGUCUGGGAGUGAAUGAGAAUGCAAAAGACUUACACUGUCUCAUUAAUUCAUAGAAUUUUCUUCAUUCUGUAUGCCAUUUAAGUCAUUUAAUGUCAUUAUGUCUUUUAUGUCAUUUAAAGCUGAAAAAUAAAAUAAAAAAAUGAAAACGCUCAAA